Molecule: messenger RNA, 2213 nt
Organism: Schistosoma bovis
Lineage: Eukaryota; Metazoa; Platyhelminthes; Trematoda; Strigeidida; Schistosomatidae
Source: the annotation of a GenBank genome assembly
CCAUCCCUAGUUAUCGCUGUGUAUGAUUACUGGCUUAAUAAGCGUGUUCAGUCAAGGCAACCUCUCCUUUACGCUGUUCGACAAGAGCGACGUGACGGUGGUAGUAACACGGAUCCAUAUGUGGCGUUCCGAAGACGGAGUGAAAAGAUGCAAACCCGUAAAAACCGAAAAAGUGAUGAGCAGUCGUACGAAAGGAUGUUGAUCUUAAGAGAACAAAUGGAUUCUCUAGGGGAGAUACUCGGUCGACUUGUCAAACGUGAAGCUACAAAGGAAGCAAUUGUUAACUGUGAUUACAGAUGCUUUCAGCUUAGAUGUAAGCUAUGCGACUGGGAAGGCUCAAGUCUCGUAGAAGCCGAAACUUUAGUGCGGAACCAUCACGAGGAUGAAGGUGUAGUAACUAUGAAGUCUUUGAAAGACAACAAAAGACGUCCUAAUCGCAAGCGCAAACUGGUCAAGAGGUUUAGCAAUCUUCCAAACUCCACAAGUUCCGACGAGGCUUCUGACAAUGAUGAUGAUGAUGAUGAUCAAAGUGGACCAUUCUCUUUUGUUAGAACUCCUGGUUGCCGAUAUUUGAAGCCAAGGUCAUUGCUAGAAGAGUGUUCCACACUUUCCAGUCUCCAUCCUUCCCGCUCACCUUAUUCCUGCUAUACAUUAGCAACAAUUCCACGACUGUGUCAUACAAAGCAUCUUACCUAUACCGGCUAUAUAAGGCGUCGCCUUGGUCGUGGCGGUCGAAUAAUAUGUGAUCGCGUUGCAGCCCCCUCGCCACUUUCUGCUUAUCUCCAGUCCUAUGAUGCGGAUUUGAGAUCUAGUGGUUCAGCUAGUCCAAGUCUUACACCCUCAAACUUUUGCUGGCGACAGUCACAAACAAAAGAUGUUGCUUUGUUUAAUAGACUAAAGACUUCUAUUUUCAGUUCGCAUCGUGAGCGUCCUUCAUUCUCCUGGCCUGUUUCUGAAACUAUCUUCCCACCAAUACCCUUCGAACCUAUACUUAUUGAAUCUAAAGGUUCCACGGAUCAUCGUUCCUCUCCCAUUUUCUACUCGAAGACGGAUUGUCCAACAACUUCGAGGAAGCAUCCGGAUGAUGUGACCAUAGAUGAAGUUGCUCUGGACGCGGGACGUGAGUUAAAUGAUGUUCCGAAUGACGGUUUGUUGAUUCAGGAAAAACAUUCUCCCUUGCACCCUCAGAACGAUCUAAUGCCAAAGAAAUCAGUUAAUGUAUCGUCCGCGGUUAUGGUGAGCCUUUUUUAUUUGUACUCAUUUUUGGCUUUUUGAAGGUUUUAUCUUUCUGAUUUUGAGAAGUAUUGUCAUAUGGCGUUUACUCAGUAUAAUUUUAGUCAGUCAUACGAUGUAACUGCUUUGACGAUUAUUCAUUUGUUCUAUCCAAAUUAUCAGAUAUUGUGACAAAUUAUGAUCUAAGUUAUUAAUUGGUUUUACAUUAAUGAUGGCUAAGACCUUAACAGUUUCUUUGGGCUUGCUUCAUACAUAUAUAGAUUCCCAUCACGAAUCCAAAUAUGUGUCAAACCUCCCAGGCCAUAUUGGUGCCGAAGCCUAGCAAUAGUUUGGUAUCAACUCAUCGCCUGUGGCGAAAGCUGGCAAGGCCAUACGGUGUUACACUUCAGCCUUCUGAGUUUCCCAGGUCCCGUAGUGUUGAUGUUUCUUUCAGUAAUUCUAAUGGUAACGGCCUUUCUUCGACGGACAAUAAAAUGUUGCUGACCGAUCCUUCAGUCUUGCCACCACCUAAAGUACGCUGUUUAACUCGUGACUGUGGGUCUAGGGAUUCAAAAGUUCCUGGUCCUCAGCUGCAUGUUACGAAUGGAGUGAGCCCAACACAGAUUUUUCAGCUUCCAACUUAAUCUUUCGAACUUUGCAAUAUGGAAGUUGUCUUUUUUAUAGUUCGUUGUUAGCAUUUAACUAAACUCUUCUCAAGUAUUACCUCAUUAUACCUUUUGUGAACAGUUUAUUUGCAAUCCCAGUGGUAUGAUCUUGUAGCUUUUGUAAAGCUUAUUAUUAUUGCGCUUCUGCGCUUCAGUUGUACAUAGGGGUCUUCACGGCCACCCCCUUUCAUUUUCCCUGUACACUUUCCCCUUCGCUCCAACGAGCUUGUACAUUUUAUUGGCGCAUAGCGUCGUAUGUCAAUUGAAUCAAUGCAUAAUCUGAAUGAAUUGUUUUCUUUUUUAUGUAGUUGUGAUAAAUUUGUUUGUACCUUGGUA